Messenger RNA from Echinococcus granulosus, 774 nucleotides. Its product is annotated as Hypoxanthine-guanine phosphoribosyltransferase. Gene Ontology annotation, molecular function: hypoxanthine phosphoribosyltransferase activity; magnesium ion binding. The transcript is spliced from 7 exons. The record is from RefSeq and is a predicted model, not a curated record. Gene Ontology annotation, biological process: GMP salvage; purine ribonucleoside salvage; guanine salvage. The coding region runs from base 1 to 774 and encodes 257 amino acids. Lineage: Eukaryota; Metazoa; Platyhelminthes; Cestoda; Cyclophyllidea; Taeniidae.
AUGCAGGUCUGGAAAGUCCGAAUUGCUGAACCCGCCUCUGAUUCGGGGAUGCCGACCAAUCCCCAAUCAUGGGCUUUAAGUCGACGGCCCGCUUCUUCUCUAGAUGUGAUUCCUGACAACUAUCAAGCCUAUGAGAUUUCACACUUUUGCGUUUCCCCCAAAUAUCGUGAUUACCUGGAAAGACUUAUGAUUCCAAAUGGCCUGAUUAAGGAUCGAAUUGAGAAGGUUGCUUCGGAGAUUGUUGAGCACUAUGAGAAGCAAAAGGUCCAGCACAUCAUUGCAAUCUGUGUCCUGAAGGGUGGUUUUAAAUUCUGCGUUGAUCUUAUUGAUGCCAUGGAGCGGACAAUUCGUGCUCGCGGCACUCUCAUCCCCAUUUCAACCGAUUUCAAUACUUCUUCUACCGAUUCCAUUACCUUGACUGGUGUUGAUGACCCUUCAAUUUACAAGGGCAAAGAUAUUUUGAUUGUGGAAGAUAUUGUUGACUCUGGAAAAACUAUGUGCAGACUCAACAAGUACUUGAGUACUCUUCAUGCCAAAUCAGUCACUGAUGUCUGUCUCCUGGUUAAGAGAACCCCCCGUAGUUCUGGAUACCGACCUUGCUUUGCCGGUUUUGAAAUCCCAGACGAUUUUGUUGUUGGCUACGCUCUGGAUUAUAACGAAUAUUUUAGAGACCUCCAUCACAUAUGCGUUCUCAACAAAGUUGGAUUAGAAUAUUUUGCAGUGUCCGAAGGGGCUGUUAAUCAUGCAGCAGAGGAAUCCAAGCCUUCUACAUGA